Sarcophilus harrisii (Tasmanian devil) is the source of this 6983-nucleotide messenger RNA. RefSeq names its product KIAA1586 ortholog. The transcript is spliced from 4 exons. The record is from RefSeq and is a predicted model, not a curated record. Lineage: Eukaryota; Metazoa; Chordata; Mammalia; Dasyuromorphia; Dasyuridae. The coding region runs from base 4158 to 6944 and encodes 928 amino acids. Gene Ontology annotation, biological process: regulation of DNA-templated transcription; protein sumoylation. Gene Ontology annotation, molecular function: SUMO ligase activity.
ACCCAGGACGCCAAGCCCGGACAGCCUUCCUGGGCCUCUAAUGGGGCCGGGCACACGGCAUGACUGAUUGUCCAAGAGACUGGUAGGAGGCAGAGAGGAGUCUCUGAGGAAAGGCCAGGGAGACUGGGGUUCGAGCCGGGCGCGGUGGGCAACCGGGGCAGACAUUCGGCUGCUUGAACAGAAUGCGGAGAGGCAAGAUGCGUCCCCCACCCCCCCGGAGGGUCCCCUCGUCCUCAUGCACUCUAGCCGUGUGGCCCUUUGGGUGCUUGAUGGGAGACCCCGUAUUUGCUCCUGCUCUCUCAGGUGCCCCCAACACUGCUUGGCAGGACCCUCUCCCCUGACAGUGAGCCCAGUGUCAUGUGGCUUCUCCAAGCCGCGGUUCAGGGGCCUGGACAGCGUUGAGCAUCAGGCCUCCUUGGCACGUCGAGCCCCUGCGUUCCAACUCCAGCCUCAGGCCGGCCCCGCAGGUGGCAUCCUGGGUCCCUCAGCACCUAGCUUAGUGUAGACGCUUCCAUCCUUGGCAGGACGUGUCCCCUGCACCCCCAGUCCCCCUGUUACUGGGGGGGUGACAGGAAAGACAUAAACAGAAGCACCUGACCAAGUCCUCAGCAGGUGGCGCGGGCUUGGGGUGCCCGGACAGGGAAGCCCGUUAAAAGGUCUGGGACCAUGGCCCAGUGCUUCUAUUUUUCCUGUCUCCAUAUCGGGAGGGGCUCUCUCUGAGCCUCCCUUCCGCCCACCCCAGGCCAGGGACGGGACUGUAGGAGAUCCCAGUGGACACAAAGGUCAAGGGCUGGAGGACGCGGCGUCACCAAGUUCCAGGAAGUGUGUGUGUGUGUGGGAAGCGGCAUUUGUUAAACACCUCCUGUGUGCCCAGCACUUUACAGCCAUGGCCCUCAUGACAACCCUGGGAGGUGGGAGCCAUUCACAGCCCCGUUUCCCAGCUGAGGAAGCUGGGGGAUGCCCAGGGAAGGAUGGGGGAGGCGCCCUCGGCCGCCUCUGAUGAAACUGCUGGGAAAUGACCAGCUUCUGUCAGUGAGUGGAAGAAAGAGUGAAAACCACCCACUGUGUGCUGACCCUUUUUGCCUCAAUUUCCUCAGCACCCUCCUUACGGAGGCUAUUGGGAGGGUCAAACAGGAAAGUCUGUAAAGUGCUUAGCUUAGUAGGUGCUUCAGAAGUGUUUAUUCCCUCCCCUUCAGCCACCACCAUCUUCUCAAAGAAAGCAGAAGCACACACACGGGCCAAUUGACAUUAGGCACUAUGCGCCAGGCCCUGGGAGAGAUUUCGCACCAGGAGGAUGGUCCUGCUGUCCGACUUCGGUCCUGGGUCCUCCUGAAGGCCCCCCUGCCUCGCUGGGCCCUUGUGCUCUGGCUGCCAUCUUGGAUAUCCAUCCAAGCUUUAAGAGAACAUCUCUGCUUCAAUCCCCUUGUUCCCAGAGAUCCCCCCACCAGAGGCCCCCAGACAAAGGAGGGAGUGAGAGGGACCAAGUCCUCCACACCCAGUGGGAUACCUCUGUGAGAGCACCUCUGUGGGAGCACCUAUGUGGGGACACUCUGUGAGAGCACCUCUGUGGGAGCAUCUCUGCAGGAGCACCUCUGUGGGGACACUCUGGGAGCACCUCUGCGGGGACACUCUGUGAGAGCACCUCUGUGGGAGCACCUCUGUGGGGACACUCUGUGGGAGCAUCUCUGUGGGGACACUCUGUGAGAGCACCUCUGUGGGAGCACCUCUGCAGGAGCACCUCUGUGGGGACACUCUGUGAGAGCACCUCUGUGGGAGCAUCUCUGCAGGAGCACCUCUGUGGGGACACUCUGGGAGCACCUCUGCGGGGACACUCUGUGAGAGCACCUCUGUGGGAGCACCUCUGCAGGAGCACCUCUGUGGGGACACUGUGAGAGCACCUCUGUGGGAGCACCUCUGUGGGGACACUCUGUGGGAGCACCUCUGUGGGAGCACCUCUGUGGGGACACUCUGUGGGAGCACCUCUGUGGGGACACUCUGUGGGAGCACCUCUGUGGGAGUACCUCUGUGGCGCUCCUCUGUGGGAGCAUCUCUGCAGGGACAAGGCGGAGCUGGGCUUCCCGGCUCCCCUGGUGCCAGGCUCGCAUAAGUCCAAGGCGGGCAGGGUUUGGGCGCUUUCAUCCCCGUUCUCUGAGAGCCUACUGUGUGCUGGGGACUCGGGCCUGGCCCGGGCCCCGGUUUGCCGUGUGCGCCCCCUCGCAGUCGGUUUCUGUUGCUGACGCCGCGCCCUCCAGCCCUUGUCCUUCCGGUCCCCGGGAUCUCCCUUAGUCCGGUCCCCGGCCCGGGGUGGGGGGAAGGGAGGCUCGGCCCCUCCCGAGAGCCCGGCAUCCCCAUUGUACAGAUGAGGGAGAUGAGGCAGCCAGAGCUGAACGGUUCUGACUAAAGGAUCGGAGGCUGAACUUGAACCCUGGGCCAGGCGGGGAUUCCUGGGGAACGCCCCAGGGGGGCCGAGUGUGAGGGGGGGAGGGGGGAGGCCCUGGGGGAGGGAGCGUCUGGCCGGAGCUCUGGGCCCCUGGGAUGGGCCGCUGGGGCCUCCAGGGUGACGGCCCCGCCCUUCUGCUCUCCUCCCCCAGGCAACGAGGGAGGAAUGACGUCAGGGCCGGCCCGGCUCCGGGUGAGUCACCUCCUCCCCUCCCCCCAGAGUCUGGUCCCGGGGGGCGGAGCCCCAGAGCCUGGGGGCGUGGCUCCUCGGAGUUGGGGCUCCCUGGGCCUUUUCAAGCCCCUGCCCCCUGAUGCUUGUGGGGCCCCUUGGGGAGAGCCUGCGGGCGAGGCUGGGCCCACACAAGGCCCGGGGUAAGCAGCCAGCAUUUAUUAAGCCCCUACUGCAUGCAGACACGUGCUAAGCACCCUCCCAAGCCGUCCAGCCCCUCCCCCCCAGGCACGGGGCCCCCCAGACAAAGCGCCUCGUUCCUGGCGGGCCGCUGCGCCAGCCCUUCAGAGGCCGGGACACGCCCCCAGGCUUCACCUUCCCCGUUGGGGGCAGCCCCCGCGGGGAGUCUGCCCCCUUCCCCCUGGGUCCGGCCGCGCUUUCGCCUUGCUCCCCGCCAGCCUGGGGGACCAGGGGGGUGACCUGUCGGCCCCCUCCCGGCCACGGGCCCGUGUGGAGGCUUUGAGCCUUCAGGUCCUUCUCUGAGAGUUGGGGCGCGCACUCACCCGCGGGAGGGGCUCCGGGCGCACCCCUGGCCAGGCCUGGUCCCCGCCCUGCGCCACCUGCCCGGGGGCGUCCAAGCGGCUUUUGUGCGCACUGGGGGGGGGCAGGCCUCUGUCCCCACCCCCUCCCUCAUCUCCACUCUUGCCUGGCCCCCCCGUCCCCCUCGGGGCUCCCUCUGGCGCCGGCCGCUUGCCCCCCCGCUCUGCGGUUGUGGCCUGGCUCUGCCCGGGGCCUCCGCCAAGCCCCCUCCCGUGGGGGCCCCGGGACCCCGCUGACUUUUCCCGUUGGGGCUGGUGCCUCCUGGCGGGAUCAGGCCUUCCCCAGAGUCCAGCCUCGGGCGAGGCUCCUGCCUGGCCCCUCAGUGCCCACGCCUGACCCCGAAGCCCCUCCGGCCCGAGCGCUGUAGCCUCCCCUUUCCCCCCUUGGCCAGAGGAGAGCGACCUCCCCUGCUUGGCUCACCAGGGACCGGAACCUCAGGAGAACCGGGCCCCCAGACCCAGGGGGCCUGAAACACGGUGCAGACAGCCGGGCCCAGAACACCCUGGGGCUGGAGGGGCAAAGGCUCGGCUGGGGCUGAGCAGGACGGGCCCUGCCCCACCCCCCAGGCUCCAAAGGACACAGGCCCUCUCCCUCCUCCCUCCCCCUCCCUCUCUCAGGGCUCCCUUCCCCACUCGGUCCCACCACCCUCCUCUGGCUCACCCCGGGGAAGCCCCGGUACCAGAGGGCACAGGUCGGCCCCCACAGAAAGGCAGGAGGUGACCGCCGGCCAUGAGGGCUGGGGUGCCUGGGAAGGGCAGCCUGGAGGGGCCCGUGCCCUCAUCUCCCCGAUGAGACAUGUGGGACCCAAGAGGGGGUCUCCCCGUGCCAGUGCUAGGCCUGGAGCCCCGGGCACCAGCUCCCGAGACCCACGUCUGCACCCAGCCCAGGUGGAGGGAGUCUAGGGGAGGCUCCUCAUCUCCCGAGGGACUCAAGGUGGGAGAAGGGAGAGAUGGGGCGGCCCAUGCCCCGGCCAGCCCGAGCUUUGCCCCCACAAAGGGGAUCGCCGCCGCUCGCCUUAGCCAGCACUCUCGGCUUUUGGGACCCCUCCCAGCCCCGGGCCCCCGAGCAGGGCUGUGCUCCAUGUUUCAGCCCCCCCAUGACCUUCGGCGACGUGGCCGUGGCCUUCUCCCGGGAGGAGUGGCGGCGCCUGAGCCCGGCCCAGAGGGCCCUGUACAGGGACGUGAUGCUGGAGACCUACGAGAACCUGGUGUCCGUGGGAGCAGGGCUUCCGCCAUCCAAGCCUGAGGUGAUCUCCCAGCUGGAGAGGGGAGCUGCACCAUGGAGGCCCAAGGCGGGCGUCCCCAGCCCCUCUGGUGCAGAUUCCCUCCAUCAGGAGCCUUGGGAUGAAGCCACAGACUUGACUGUGACACAGAGUAUCUUCCUGGGCAUGGCUGCCAAGGAGAAAGAUCCAAAGCACAAUCCCUGGUACCCCAGCAGAGGAGAGUGUGGAGAAUGGGAGAUCGAGGCAGGGACACAGGAGGGCAGCCAGGAAGCACAGGCUCCUGAGGCCCUAGGCCCUCUGCAGAACACUUUUAGUGAGAUUAUGUUCCCUAAAAUAUCUAAACGACAAAGUGAUCUACUGAUUUUUUUUAAUGUGAAGAAGGUGAAGACAGACACAGAAAAUGAUCAUAGGAAUGAGGAUCAUUAUGAAGUGCUGGAACCAGUCGAACCCAAUUUUGAAUCUCUUGAACAACUAGUCAUUGAAGAGCAAUCAUCAUGUUCCCAAAAGGAAAAAAUAGAUAAUCUUAUUCUCCCAGAUUGUUGGAACAAAAAACAAGCAUUUCUGUUUACAGAACAGUACAAAUGGCUUGAAAUAAAAGAGGGGAAAUUAGGCUGUAAGGAUUGUUCAACAGUUCGGCAUUUAGGAGUGACAGCAGAAAAGCACAUCCAUGUGUCCAAGGAAUGGAGUGCAUAUUUAAUAACUCCAAAUGGCAGUAAUAAAAUUACAAGGCAAGCUUCUCUGAGAAAAAAAAUUAGGGAACAUGAUGUUUCUAAAGCUCAUAGUAAAAUUCAGGAUUUGUUAAAAGAAUCGGCAAAUGACUCAAUUUCAAAUAUAAUACAUAGACUAAAUAAUAAAAAUAUUGAUGCUACUGUAAGAGUUUUCAAAACAGUUUACAGUUUAAUCAAAUGUAAUAGGCCUUUAUCUGAUAUUGAGAGGGCAAUAGAAUUACAAGAGAAAAAUGGAAUAGAUAUAGGCAAUUGUUUGCGGACACGAUAUAGUGCAACAAGAAUAGCAGAACACAUUGCAAAAGAAAUCAAGAUGAAGAUAUUUAAGAAUAUCAUAGAAGAGAAUGCCAAAAUCUGCAUCAUCAUUGACGAGAUAUCGACAGUUUCAAAGAAGAGCACCCUAGUGAUUUAUCUUCAGUGUGCGGUUCAGUCCACACCUGCCCCCAUCAUGUUAUUUGUUGCUUUAAAAGAAUUGGUGUGGACCACAACAGAGUGCAUCUUCAAUAUGUUGUUGUCUACGUUAGACAAUUACGGCUUCAAUAAUGAAUAUUUGAAAGCAAACUUAGUUGCGUUUUGUUCUGAUGGGGCUAAUAAAAUUCUGGGAAGAAAGUCUGGAGUAGCUACAAAGCUGUUAGAAAAUUUUCCUAAAAUCAUCUUUUGGCCCUGCUUAAAUCACCGACUACAGUUAUCGCUUGAUGAUUCAAUAUCUGAAAUAAAACAAGUUAAUUAUUUUAAAAUAUUUCUGGAUAAAAUGUAUUCUAUUUAUCACCAAUCUAAUAAAAAUCAAACUGAGCUAGAAACUGUAGCUAAAGAACUUGAAACUGAAAUUAUUCAAAUUGGUCAAGUUUUGGGUCCAAGAUGGGCUGCAUGUAGUUUACGAGUUGCCACUGCUGUAUGGCAUGCAUAUCCUACAUUAUAUAUGCAUUUUUCUCAUUCUUCUUCUUCUUACUCUGGUUUGGCAAAGAGAUUGGCUGACAUUAAUUUCUUGCAAGACCUUGCUCUAAUGAUUGACAUUCUUGAAGAACUUUCAUUGCUUUCAGUUGCAUUGCAUUUGCAGUCAAGAUCGACCAACAUUCAGAAGGCACAAAAAUUAAUCAAAUGCACCAUAAGAGCUUUGGAAAGAUUGAAGACUAGUACUGGAAAGCAUGAAUCUCAAGUUGAAGAUUUAAUGAAGUCGGACAAGUUUAAAGAUAUUCCAUUUGGUAAACAUAACACAUUUAAUGCUCUUCCUAGGAAUAUGCUUCUAGAAAAUAUAAUUCAACACAUGAACUUACGUCUCUUAUCUGAUAGAAGUGAUGAAGCUACUUUUCAUUAUCUUGAUUUAUUAGAGCCAUCUCCUUGGCCUUUUGAAGAACUAACUUCACCAUGGAGAACUGGUGAAAAAAAUGUACAUCACUUAAAUGAAAUUUUAAAACAUGAAAUUGAUUUAAAUAAUUUUCAUGAUUUUGUGGAUAAUAAUAUAGAAGCAAACAAUGUUCCAAUACCUGUAACCAUACAGAAAGCUAAAAAGAUUGUAAGUACUAUUGCCAUCAGUACAGCUGAAACUGAAAGAGGUUUCCGUUUAAUGAAUAUAAUUUGUACGAGGGUGAGAAAUAGUCUAACAGUAAAUUAUGUAUCUGAUUUAGUGACAAUAAAUUUAUUAGGAAAAGAAUUAGCAGAUUGGGAUGCAACUCCAUUUGUCAAAUCAUGGUUAAAUUGCAACCAUAGGCUGGCUACGGAUACAAGAGUUCGGCAAAAGUCAUCAAGAACAUUUUGUAAAAAUCCAUUGGCUCCAUGGAAUUUACAAUAAAGAAUAUUGUAUAUUUCAGCAAGAAUUGUAAAUUGUGUG